This is a messenger RNA of Bursaphelenchus okinawaensis, 2737 nucleotides long. The record is from the annotation of a GenBank genome assembly. NCBI's taxonomy places the organism in Eukaryota, Metazoa, Nematoda, Chromadorea, Rhabditida, Aphelenchoididae.
AUGGAAGCACAUCUUUUCCAAGAGAUUCAUGAUACUAUUGAGGUAGAUUCUAGGCUUAUAUUAGUGUUAAUCUGAUUGAAAUGAUGUUUGUAAUGCUUUAUUUCAGGAACAUCAGAACUCGCUGACUUUGACUGUUCAACAUGGAUCUCCGAUUCAGAAGGUGGUGUGGUCGGGUUUUAAUUACAUGGUUGGACCUGAAUUGAAAUUUGUGUGGAAGGUAGAAUCCGUUGAGCCUUAUCACUUUAAUAUCCCUGACGAGACUUCGAGCGAUGGUAACUUCCCUUCAAUUUCAUCCGAUGUAAAAGUGAGUCAUUCGUUAAUUCAUUUAUGUGUUUAGAGUACACAAGGAAGUGGACUUCUGUAUGAUGAUUGUAUGACGUAUAUGAAUGAGAGUAAAGAUUACUCUAGUUAUUCUGAUGACUUUGAAACUGAAAAUAAGGUAAAAACCUCGUACGAAGCUUUUAUUUAAAAAUAUAAUUUUGUUUAUAAUACUCCCAAUACUAAACUUUAUUUUUGUAGUUUCAAAAGUCUUCUGAAUCUCAAGCUGGUACGUCAACAUUGUGUUCGUCUUCUCAUCCUCACUCGAAUUCAACUUUGAGGUUAAACAACACUGAUGCGGCUGGAGAUGCUCCUAUUGAAGACGAAGGAGAAUACCGGGAGCGAGAUUACGAAUCGGAAGAUGACAAUUCAUCGUACACAAAGCUGUCAGACAAAGAGGAAGAUGCGGAAAAACAGACGGACAACAAGUUGACAACAUCUAUUGUGGAUUCGGGGAUUACAGGGACCGUAUCGGUACAUAGUGAACUUAGCACAACAUGUAAAUCUCCUCGAUUGAACUUGGAAGGUCAGUCUAUAGCUAAUUUAUCAUCUUCUUCAUCAGAAAAGAGUGAUUAUGGAUAUUGUGAUGAGAAAAGGGAUGAAGAUAAGCAGUUAUCAGACAGCGAACAAGAUACUGUAGUUAAUUGUUUGGACAGUAAAACGACAGCUAGCUUUUUAACAGUUUCCAACGUUUUGACAGAUUUGUCAUUAGUGGGAGACCAGAUUGACAAGGAUAUAAAGGAAGGCGAGCUACUACAACAAGAGAGUAAGACCUUCAAGCAGGUGGAAGGAGAUGAUUGUAAUGUCACUGAUGAGAUGUUUGUAGCUAAAUACGCAUUGGCUGAACAGAUUUCUAGGUAGGUUUAUAAAAGUAUAAGCAUACUAUAAGUUUAAAUGACUAAUUUGACAGUAUUUUAAUUUAUGUGUUUGUAGCCCGUGCUUUGAGUCUAAUCCAAUGGUUUGCAAGGUAGCUGUCAUACCGAACCGACAGAUAUUGAUAAUGAGUUUCUUGUACAAUCUUCCUCAGCACGACAAGGAGAUGAUGGCUUUAUCUUUAAUACUCCCUGAAGAAGCGUGAGUUUUUUCAUGAUUUGUUGUUUUGAUAUAAAGGUUAAUCGUUAUUUACUAUUUAUAAUAGAAAAGGUCUUUAAGGUUUACGAUAUGUUAUUUGUUAGUAAACCUAUGUUAUCGUAUUAUAAAUAAGAGUAAUUUUAGGAAGGACUGGUUAGGAGUGCGAGAGACUGUAUUCGAACACAUAUUUCAAGAUAUUUUAUGUCGCUUUAAAGCUUCGUACAUGGUAGAAGACAAGGCCGAUGUGAUAUGUAGGAUAACUGGAGAUAUAUAUAAUAUGUUGUCGCUGUUUGGCAAUCUAGAGAGAUAUCCUUUAUUAAACAACAGUUAUGUAAAUGUAAGUCGACAUUUAUUCUUGUAUUACUAUAAGUUUUAACACAGUUAAACUAAACCAAUGAUUUUAGAUACGAAACACGAUAUUUAUGAAGUCAGAUAUAACAUUAAAGGAGAAGGAUUUCUUGUACCGGUCGUUAACUGGAUGCCUGACGUGUCAAGGAAAUUGUGUUGUGAUAGGAGUUGAUCCCGAGUAUGUAGAACAAGUAAGUUUAUAAUGGUGUUUGGUUGGUAGUAGGCACGUGAUUACUUGGAUUUCGAAAAUAAUUUGAAAAUUUCAGUUUAUGUUGAUGUUGGCGUUCUUCCUCCCUCCAGAGCAUCGUAUUUUGUGUUUGAAGCCUCACGUCUCUAAUUACAAUCCUUACCUCAAGAUACAAGCAGUGAAGCGAGAUCUCAUCGAGGAUCUCUACGUGUCUUCAGUAGAAUCACACUGGUCUACAUGUUUCAUUGACAUAGACAGACAUCUCGUAACCUACUCUGGUAACUAUUUCGUGCAUCACGAAAGGAAACAAAGGUUGGCCAUGUAUCAGAUGGGAUCCAUAUUCAUGGAGGCAGGUCAGAAUUUGGAGUCGGACGAGGAAGUCUUCACCAAAAAACAGCCUUUGGUGUAAGUUAAAAUACAAUUUUAUAUUAUUUGACUUUGUCUUUACAAAAUACUCUUCUACUUUGUUUCAGUGAGCCGUUGUUAGUUCCUCCAGACGCUUUCUUGAUCUCUCACUUGGAGGCCCUCUGGCUGUUACCUCCAGAGCAAUCAGUUCGAUCAGUCGCUUUGAAUCAGAUAUUGUUAACGCUAGAUUACCAAGGUAAAGCCUUCAUCGAAACGGUCAAAGACAUCAGUGAACCUUCGAAAACCUUUAAGGAGAACGCCGUAUCGUGCCGAUGGAGUCUGAGCACGGUGCGGAAGAUGAUGAACCUCACAAGCGACUCCUCCUUUAAUAUCUGUCUGUCUCGCGCCGACAUGCUCAAGCCCAGUCUGGCCCAGUUUAUCUACCAGUGCACCAAUCACUUCCGGUAA